Molecule: messenger RNA, 6956 nt
Organism: Cottoperca gobio
Lineage: Eukaryota; Metazoa; Chordata; Actinopteri; Perciformes; Bovichtidae
Product: sarcoplasmic/endoplasmic reticulum calcium ATPase 2
Exons: 24
Coding region: 375-3572 (1065 amino acids)
Biological process (GO): calcium ion transport
Cellular component (GO): membrane
Molecular function (GO): P-type calcium transporter activity; ATP binding; ATP hydrolysis activity
Source: RefSeq, a predicted model, not a curated record
GGCAGAGUAUUAGCAAAGAUGCUCCGUCUCUGAUAAUAGUGACCCACAGACAGUGCAGCCAGGACUACGAGUAAUAAUAUCACAUGUCUGUAUCACAUAGUCGUGGACCAUAUUUAGACAAUAAUUUGACUUAUAUAAGCCUUACUUUUUUUAGACAACAUUUCUACCACUCGGGAAUCUGAUUUCAAUGGAAAUAUGAGCAGCUGGCACAGAACUGCCGUUAAGCUAGAUAGCCUGUGGUAAAAACCCAUUGAAAAGUAUUUGUUGCUUCUUUUUUUCGUUGCUGUAGGGAAUUCAGUCAACUACGUAUGGUUCUGAGAUAUAUCGUGUCUUACUGAAAGUGCAGGGACAGUGGACAGACGUCACUCUCCGUGAUGGAUAAUGCUCAUACUAAGACGGUGGAGGAGGUUUUGGGCUUCUUCAGUGUGAAUGAGUCUACAGGUCUGAGCUGUGAGCAGCUGAAGAAGAACAAGGAGCGAUGGGGAUCCAAUGAAUUGCCAGCUGAAGAGGGGAAGUCACUUUGGGCGCUGAUCCUGGAACAGUUUGAAGAUCUGUUGGUUCGAAUCUUGCUGCUGGCUGCGUUCAUCUCCUUUACCCUGGCUUGGUUCGAAGAAGGAGAGGGGACAAUCACAGCCUUUGUUGAACCCUUUGUUAUCCUGCUCAUCCUCAUCGCCAAUGCUAUUGUGGGAGUAUGGCAGGAGCGUAAUGCGGAGAAUGCCAUUGAGGCUCUGAAGGAGUACGAGCCAGAGAUGGGCAAAGUGUACCGUCAGGACAAGAAGAGCGUCCAGAGAGUCAGAGCCCGAGACAUCGUUCCUGGAGACAUUGUGGAAGUUGCUGUUGGUGAUAAGGUCCCAGCAGACAUCAGGCUGACGUCAAUCCUUUCCACCACUCUGAGGGUGGACCAGUCCAUCCUGACGGGGGAGUCUGUGUCAGUGCUCAAACACACAGACCCUGUACCAGAUCCCCGAGCCGUCAACCAGGACAAGAAGAACAUGCUCUUCUCUGGAACCAACAUUGCAGCGGGCCGUGCCAUCGGGGUUGCCGUGGCAACAGGGGUGCAGACAGAGAUUGGGAAAAUCCGAGAUGAGAUGGCCUCCACUGACCCUGAAAGAACCCCCCUACAACAGAAACUAGACCAGUUUGGAGAACAGCUGUCUAAGGUCAUCAGUGUGAUCUGUGUGGCAGUGUGGGCCAUCAAUGUGGGACACUUCAAUGACCCGGUCCACGGAGGCAGCUGGCUGAGAGGAGCUGUUUACUAUUUUAAGAUCGCUGUCGCACUGGCUGUAGCUGCCAUACCAGAAGGACUCCCAGCAGUCAUCACUACCUGCCUGGCACUGGGCACCAGGAGGAUGGCCAGGAAGAACGCCAUCGUCCGCAGCCUGCCAUCAGUGGAGACGCUGGGUUGCACCUCUGUUAUCUGCUCUGACAAGACAGGAACACUGACCACCAACCAGAUGUCCGUCUGCAGGAUGUUUGUAGUAGACAGUGUGUCAGGGGAACGCUGCAGCCUGAGCGAGUUCACAGUGACUGGAUCUACUUACGCCCCUGAAGGGGAAGUUUAUAAGGAUGGCUCAGUUGUAAAGUCCAGUCAGUAUGAAGGCCUGGUGGAGAUAGCCUCCAUCUGUGCACUGUGCAAUGACUCAUCACUGGACUACAAUGAGGCCAAGGGUGUGUUUGAGAAGGUUGGGGAGGCAACAGAGACUGCCCUCUGCUGUCUGGUGGAGAAAAUGAACGUGUUCGACACCGAGCUGAGAGGACUUAGCCCUGCUGAGAGAGCUACAGCGUGCUGCUCCGUGAUCAAGCAGCUGAUGAAGAAGGAGCUGACGCUGGAGUUCUCCAGAGACAGGAAGUCCAUGUCUGUCUUCUGUUCAUCCAAUAAACUCAACAGGUCUGCCUCUGGAGCCAAGAUGUUUAUCAAGGGAGCUCCAGAGAGCGUGUUGGAGCGCUGUAAUUAUAUCCGGGUCGGCGCUUCCUGUCGUGUGCCUUUGACCCCGGCAUUACGAGAGGAGAUCCUGUCCACUGUGCGGGAAUGGGCAUCGGGUCGAGACACACUGCGUUGCCUCGCCAUGGCAACCAGGGACACGCCCCCUGACAUCCACAGCCUCAACCUGGAGAAUUCAGCUACCUUUGCUCACUAUGAGUCGGACCUGACCUUUGUUGGCUGUGUGGGCAUGUUGGACCCACCGAGGAAAGAGGUGCUUUCUGCGGUCCGAAUGUGUCGACAGGCUGGCAUCAGGGUCAUCAUGAUCACAGGUGACAACAAAGGGACAGCACUUUCUAUCUGUAGGAGGGUGGGCAUCAUCACGGAGCAGGAAGAGGAGCAGGAGGGCUUGGGGAUCAAUGGGGGCCUUACGGGGAGGGAGUUUGAUGAGCUGCCCCCUCACCUGCAGCGCCAGGCCUGCAGGACAGUAAGGUGCUUCGCCCGGGUGGAACCCACACACAAGAGUCGUAUAGUGGAGUACCUGCAGAGCCUCAAUGACAUCACUGCCAUGACAGGUGACGGCGUGAACGACGCGCCUGCAUUGAAGAAGGCGGAGAUCGGCAUUGCUAUGGGCAGCGGCACAGCGGUGGCUAAGUCAGCCUCUGAGAUGAUUCUGGCUGAUGACAACUUCUCCACCAUCGUGGCUGCAGUGGAGGAGGGCAGAGCCAUUUACAAUAACAUGAAACAGUUCAUCAGAUACCUGAUAUCAUCCAACAUCGGAGAGGUGGUGUGUAUUUUCCUGACGGCCGCACUGGGCAUGCCUGAAGCGCUGAUCCCAGUCCAGCUGCUAUGGGUCAACCUUGUCACUGACGGUUUCCCAGCAACGGCUCUGGGCUUCAACCCUCCAGACCUGGACAUCAUGUCCCGCCCCCCCCGAACCCCCAAAGAGCCUCUCAUCUCCAGCUGGUUGUUCUGUCGCUACCUCAUCAUUGGAUGUUAUGUGGGAGCUGCUACUGUGGGAGCUGCUGCCUGGUGGUUCAUGGCCGCCCACGACGGACCAAAACUUUCCUUCUAUCAACUGUCCCACUACCUUCAGUGCCGUGAAGGCCACGUUGAGUUUGCUGGUGUGCAGUGUUCAGUCUUUGAGUCUCCUUAUCCCAUGACAAUGGCUCUGUCUGUCCUGGUUACCAUAGAGAUGUGCAACGCCUUGAACAGUCUUUCAGAGAACCAGUCCCUGCUGAAAAUGCCUCCCUGGUCAAACCCCUGGCUGGUGGGGGCCAUAUGUCUGUCCAUGGCUCUACACUUCCUCAUUCUAUAUGUAGACCCACUGCCGGUGGUCUUCCAGAUACGCCCUUUGUCGUGGCCUCAGUGGGUGGUGGUGUUGAAGAUGUCUCUUCCUGUCAUCUUGAUGGACGAAGCUCUCAAGUUCUUGGCCCGCAACUACAUUGAGCCAGGAAGCCAGAUCCAGACGGUGGAAGAGGAAGAGGAGCAGCGGAGGACGGGGGCAAGCCCGGGAUUGGCCGGUGCCAUGAUGACGAUGCUGCGCAGGUCACUAAAGGGCGUGUCUUGGUCGUUUGUCCUGAUUUCUGCACCGCUAUUGAUCUGGAUCUUCAGCCUGGACUCUGACAUCACCAACAUCUUCUGGGAGUGAUGGGAGGAAGAGAGUAUUGCAGGACUGUGGAGGAUAGAAGAAAGAAGGACAGUUGGAAUAACAUGCAGAGGACUGGGUGUGUGAGGGAUAAAGAGUGAAAUAUUUAGCCAACAAGGCAAUUGGAAAACAACAGGGGACAAAGAUUAUCUCUUCCUCUACUCUAAAAGGUGCUAUGUGUAGCAUUUCAUUCCAUACCUUGUAUGAGUUGACUCUAGAGUUAACUCUCAGCUUGUCUGUCCAACACGUGGGCCCAGAGUGAAAUAUGAUAGCUCCAAAGCUGUACUUUAAUGUUAACGUAGCAUGCUCACCUGCUAAACUGCUAACCUGCCAACCUUGCAUUCUAAAAUAUUAAAGGUUAAUGAUAAACAUUAGCAUGUUAGCAUGCUAUAAUCUGUUUCUGUGUUUUAAAGCCUUUAGACAAACAAUGUAAAGUAUAAUGUAGAUCAUCAAUGGUUCCCAGCUGUUGGCUUGUCACAUUUAUUUCCCUCUCAGAUAGUUUCACUUGGGUUGCACCUGCUAAGCAUAAAACCUUCACUUAGUUUGUGUCAAGUUCUCAGUUACUCCUAGCCAGCUUAAAAUUAGUCAUUUACUAAAUCAGAAUGCCAAUAUAACUUGUGUAAACCUGUUGUUGGAAACAUCUGUACCAAUGUCCAAUCACAUACAGUCAUCAGGAAGUGAUUGUGAGAGGAAAACACUAAAGUGGGUGUGUUUCAGGGUCAGCAAACCAACCAUAUUUUGUGUGAGAUUAUUAGGAUAACAAUAUAUUGUGUUUUUUGUGAAAUGUAAUUUGAAGUCUUUUCCAUUAACAUAAUAUUUAAAGAGUGUUUUUUUUUUUCAAGCAAAGAGUCAGAUAUUAUGUCUUUUACUUUUCGGUCUAAAUAUUAGCUCAGUCAGCGUUUCCAUACUUAGUAUUUAGGAACAACUAAUCCCGAUUUAACAACUACUUUGUUUGGUGCAACCCAUUUUAAUUUAGUAAUGCAUAUACCUCCACUUCUGUUAACAAAGCUAACAUUGAACUAUGGAAAAGGUAAAAGUUAACACAACUUAUAAAUAAAAAAGCAAAGAUCAGAAAGUCAGAACAAUAAUGUGUGUAGCAGAAAUACGUGUUAUUUUCUUAUGUUUCUUCUUAAAAAAUCCCUCUGUGGCUGGAAACCACUCAGUCAUUCUAACAGCUUGUUGAUGGUGUUUCUGGUGGUUGAAUGCUACAUAUAGCACCUUUUUAGAUAGAAAUGUCUGGUUGAAAAAUGAGUGGAUGAGAUGAGAAGCACUAAUCAAACACACACACACACCAGCUUUACGUCCACAUUGUAAUUCACCAAUAAUAAUGUGUGUUCAGUAACAGGUCACUAGAUCUACAAUAGAAUCCCCAACAACAGUCUUUAUGCUGCAAUGCAAAAGUAGUAUUGUUCCAACGUUCUUGUAGAUACUGUACAUUAGACUGAAACAAGCAUUUAACCUGUGAAGACACACCUGCAUGUCAGCGCACGUCACACAUUUCUAACACGUAUCAAAGCGGAAGAUCAGCAUAAAUCCAUACUGUGACUGUGAGUAGAAGUCUGGGCUUAAAGUGGACGUAUGUACACCCGGGGGUCUGCAGGUUGUAAAAGGCUUCACAACAGUACAGUUGAUCAUAGCAUUUAAAGGCCAGUCAUUCAUCCUCCUUUGUCUUUUCUCUUAUUGUUACUGACACUGAAGUAACCUGACCUGACAUCCUGAGGCUUCAGAGACUGACUGAAGCCGACUUUAAGCCUUCACACAUGUUGACUUUAUUAGUUAUGUUCAUGUUUAAGUACGGUAGAGGUUGUAGUGUACUUCCGGGUUCAGUCAGCAUUUUAAUGACUGCUACAUGUAUGUAAGCUAAAUGGAUUAAUAUGGUUCUUUUUGUCAUAUCCUGUCUGUGUGUAUUACUCAGUACAGCGCAGCACUAUCGGUUUAGUUGUACCUCAGUUAGUGUACUGCAAAUGGUUUUGAUGCUUUCAGCACAGCUGUAAUACAGACGGAACACAGCCUGGCAGGGAGUCAGUGUUUCAGUUAAAUGUUUGUGUGAAUCAGCCAUUUUCUCCGGUGAUGUCGUUGUGACCUCUCACUCUGUUUGCCAUUGAAGGGAUUUAUUUAUUUAUUUGUGAACAAAGCGUUUUUGAUUCAUGUAGUUACAAUAACUUUUCUUGUAUUUCACAUUUGGCCACAAUGACGGAGUAUAAGGGCCGCUUAUUAGAGAGAAAUGUCAUGACAUUAUGAGAGUAAAGUCACAAUAUGUACAACUACUAUUUAAACCUUCUGCUGCAUACGAGCAGAGCAUCUAUGUAAAAUUGACUUUAUUUUUGUAAUAUUGCAACUUUUUUUUAUAUUACAGCUUAACUCAUAAUAUGGCAUAUUCUAGUAAAAUUGCAAUUUUGUUCUAGUAAUCUAACUUUCUAGUAAAGUUGCCUCUUUAUUCUUGUAAUAUAAUGUUUCAAAGUUUUUAGAAUUUACUCAUAACUACUUUACUCAUUCUUAUAAUAUUAUGACCUCAUGUCAUCCAAUUGAAAGCUUAUUCCAUAAAUGUAUGACUUUCUCCUCACAAAAGUGCCACUUUAUUCAAAAUUGAGACUUUAUUCUCAUAACAGCUUGAUUUUCUUUCUCAGAAUUUUGCCUUUAUGCCGAAAUGUCAGAUUUCAUUUUUCUCCUAAAAGUCGCCCUUAUAGUUGGUCAAAGGCUCGUACCGUUUAAUAAAAACAUAAAGCUGAUGCUUUAAAAUAGAAAAGCAUUAAACCUUUUUCUUUAGUUUUAAUCUCUACUCCUUGUUAAUUAUCCAAACGCAUAGACAUAGGUAGUUCUGCCUUUUUUUUUUUUUUUGCUCAAUUUCUCACACGAUAGAUUGAAAAUUGCAAAAAUGACUAAGAGGGAUGUUUGUUGCAAUAUAUUAUUUCGAUUUUGAUACCAUUGAGGCAACAUUGAAACGCAUACCAACUUCGUUUACACCGUUUGUUCUUUUUUAUUAUUAUUUGUAUUGUUGUUGUUGUUGUUAUUAUUAUUAUUAUUAUUAUUAUUAUUAUUAUUGUUGUUGUUGUUGUUGUUAGCUCACAUUCAUCUUUGGGAGAAGAAUAAGUGGAAGGGUUUAUGGUUCCAGACUGUCAUAAUAAGUGAAAAGUUGUUCUUGACUGACUCACCUGUUUAAAUAAAGGUUGAAUUGAAGAACUUGGUAAUUAGAGACAGUUUUCUCUUUCUUGAUCUCCCUUUGUGUCCUCACCACCAACAUUCAUUGCCACUGAAGCUAAAUGAGGGAGCACUAUUUUGUAGAUUUUAUUUGUAACUUUUUUCUAGUUUAUUCUACUGCUGAAGGGUUUGUUGUAUUUGGAAAUUAUGUUAAAGGAUGAAAUCAAGAAUAAAUAAAAUUAGCCAGAA